Messenger RNA from Lolium perenne, 1229 nucleotides. Its product is annotated as transcription factor AIG1. NCBI's taxonomy places the organism in Eukaryota, Viridiplantae, Streptophyta, Magnoliopsida, Poales, Poaceae. Gene Ontology annotation, biological process: regulation of DNA-templated transcription. The record is from RefSeq and is a predicted model, not a curated record. Gene Ontology annotation, molecular function: DNA-binding transcription factor activity; protein dimerization activity.
GCCGCGUGUCGGCGUCCGGCCACCGCCAGUAGUUAAACGGCUGCCAUUAAAAGCGACGCGCGCCGCCCCAGCUAGCUAGCUGCUGACCCCUGGGGUUUCCCGCCUCCGCCCUUUUAAACGCCUCCGCCGCCUCCCGCGGCAGUCGGCAGAGGAGCACACGGCGACGCUUCCGCUGCUGCAGCUUCGACGAUGGCGACGGACGGUGGGUGCUCGGCGCCGGCAGCGUCGCGGAAGGGGACGACGCCGGUCCGGAGCCACAGCGAGGCGGAGCGCAAGCGGCGGCAGCGCAUCAACGCCCACCUCGCCACGCUCCGCACGCUCGUCCCCUCGGCUUCCCGGAUGGACAAGGCGGCGUUGCUGGGCGAGGUGGUGCGGCACGUACGGGAGCUGCGUGGCAGGGCGGACGACGCGACGGAGGGCCUGGCCGUCGUCCCGGGCGAGGGCGACGAGGUCGGCGUCGAGGAGGACCGCAGCUGGCUCCGACGGCCUGACGACGACGACGACGAGUCCCGGUGGCAGCGGCGCGUCCGGGCGUGGGUGUGCUGCGCCGACCGCCCCGGGCUCAUGUCCGACCUGGGCCGCGCCGUCCGCUCCGUCGGCAGCGCGCGCCCCGUCCGCGCCGAGAUCGCCACCGUCGGCGGCAGGACCCGCAGCGUCCUGGAGCUGGACUACCACCACGUCUGCGACCACGACGCGACGGCCACGGACAAGGACAGGGCGGUGGCGCUCUCCACCCUGCGCGCUGCUCUGCGCACCGUGCUGCUCAACCGGGACGAGCUCCUCGCCACCGCCUCCGCCGCCGACGCGGAGGGAUACAAACGGCCACGCCUCUCCAGUCUAGUGUAGCGUUCGAUCUCCCGCCGGUGGCGGCAAAACGGAGGGAAACAAUACCGCGCCCGUCGAUACGCUCGAUCCACAGUGCCAUGCUUUGCCAGUUUCGUGUUGCUACAUGCUAAGCUUUUGACCGUACGUGCUGUUUCGCCUGCCAUGGUCGGUCGGCACUUGUACUUGCAGCUAGUGGCGCAUAUGGUUAAGUAGACCUGUCAGGUUUACACUGUUGGGGCCGUUGAAUUUUGCGGCUUGCCUCGUGUGCGUGCACUGUUGCGUGCUGUCCAUCGGUAGUUCAGAAUAGGGCGAGCAUGAACUGAUCGAUGCUGCUAGUACCGUUGCUACUGUUUGCAGACCACCACCACUAUUUCGUCUUAAUAUUGGUCGAGCAAGAAAUUAAA